AAGCCAAUUAAAAUGAAUUUUGGAAAUUUAACGAAAUCAGUGGGGAAUUCGGUGAUGGGUGCAUUAGAUGAUGUCGAUAAGAAGGCUGACGAAACAAGUGAGUCUUUGCAUGAAACUGGAAAGACAAUAGACCAAGCAGCAACAGAUAACGCAAAUGCAAUAGACCAAACUUCCAAGGAUGCUGGUACCGCACUUGAUAAAACCGCCAAGGAUACCGUUUCCACUAUUGAUCAGAAUGCCAAUGCAGCCAUGUCAGGAAUAGAUCACAGAGCAAAGGAAGCCAGCUCCGAUAUAGGCGAGAAGGCGAAGGCAAGUGGAGAAGCUGUUCAAGAGGAAGCAAGUGGUCAAUCUUCCUUUUUGGACAACACUUUUGGUCAAAUCUCUGAUGGUGCGAAGGAAAAGGUCGGAGAAAUUGUUGAAGAAGUGAAGGAAAAGGCUUCAGGAGCGCUCCAAUCUUUUACGGGAUCUGGUGAUAAGAAUACCAGCGAGACCAAACCUGAUACCAAAACUACAACAGAUGCCACAGAGUCAUCAGACACGAAAGACAAGGACGGAUUUGAUAUUAAGGAAACAAUCUCAUCUGGAAUUAGCAGUUUCUUUUGAUUUUGAGUCCAUUUGAUUGUUCUGGUGUAUUAACGUGAUGUAUAAUUAAAUGUACAAUCUUUAAAAUAUAUUAAGAUUUACAUAUAAAUUUCAAUGCAUGCAUAAUUCAAAUACUAUAUUAAGAUGUAGUAAAAUAAAUAUCUGCAAGAGGUAGCACUUUUCAUAAUUAUAAUGAUUUGAUUGAUGCCAAAUUGUCAAUGCAAAUGAAGGCAUGAUGAUCCAGCUUAUAUGUGGAUUGUCGUCACCUCCGUUGACGGUUGUUAUUCAGUUACAAAUCAAUCUGACACUGCACUGGACUCUUCGUUCCGAAAAUGAUACGAUGAGAAAACUUUUUCAAAUUGCAAUUCUUAGUGAACUGAUCAAUAGUUUGUGUUAUUAUUAUUAUUACUAACUCGUUAAGGUUCACAAUAUUGUAACUAGAAAUACUAAGCAAUCAGGUCUAAACGAGUCGGCACAUUUCUGAAUUAUAAUGAGUUGUUUAUUUGAUAUUAAAUAAAUGCAAUUU
Molecule: messenger RNA, 1108 nt
Organism: Lottia gigantea (owl limpet)
Lineage: Eukaryota; Metazoa; Mollusca; Gastropoda; Lottiidae
Exons: 3
Coding region: 13-603 (196 amino acids)
Source: RefSeq, a predicted model, not a curated record